CAACCAAAAUUUCGCAGGACAAGUAAGGACUCUUUACUACAGUAUUCUAAGCCAACGACAUGUCAUUUUCAUGAGUUUUCUUGUGAUAAACCGUCAACGGUCACAUAGCUAUGUAGAUUCUUCACUCUAUACAGGUAGCAGACAAAUAAUCAGAUAGAGAGCAAAUGAGUGGAGAAGGGAAGGUGGUGAGUGUAACUGGAGCAUCCGGUUACAUUGCUUCAUGGCUUGUCAAGUUGUUGCUUGAACGUGGGUACACAGUCAAAGCCUCAGUGCGUGACCCAAAUGAUGCAAAGAAAACUGAACACUUGCUUGCACUUGGUGGAGCUAAGGAAAGACUGCAGUUGUUCAAAGCAGACUUACUGGAUGAAGGAUCUUUUGAUCCUGUGGUUGAGGGAUGUGAAUGCGUUUUCCAUACUGCAUCCCCAUUUUAUUUCACUGUCAAUGAUCCUCAGGAAGAACUUGUUGACCCUGCAUUGAAGGGAACAGUUAAUGUUCUUAGGUCAUGCACUAAAAUUCCUUCUAUCAAAAGAGUUGUCAUAACAUCAUCCAUGGCAGCAGUUGUAUUCAAUGGGAAAUCUCUUGCACCCGAUGUAGUAGUUGAUGAGACAUGGUUUUCAGAUUCAGAUUUUUGUGAGAAAUCAAAGCUAUGGUACCAUCUUUCAAAAACAUUAGCAGAAGAAGCUGCUUGGAAGUUCACUAAAGAGAAUGGAAUUGACAUGAUCACUUUAAAUCCAGGGUUGGUGAUCGGCCCUCUCUUGCAGCCAACACUUAAUCAAAGUGCAGAGUCGGUUCUUGACCUUAUAAAUGGGGCAAAAAGCUAUCCAAAUACAACGUAUAGAUGGGUAGAUGUUAGAGAUGUUGCCAAUGCACAUAUCUAUGCCUUGGAGAAUCCUUCAGCUAACGGGCGAUACUGUUUAGUAGGGACUGUUAUACACUCUUCUGAGGCUGUGAAGAUUUUAAGCAAGCUUUACCCUGAUCUCACUAUUCCUAAACAGUGUGCAGAUGAUAAGCCUCCCAUGCCAAAAUAUCAGGUAUCCAAAGAGAGAGCAGCAAGUCUGGGUGUCAAGUAUACUCCUCUUGAGGCAAGUCUAAAGGAUACUAUCGAAAGCUUGAAGGAGAAGAACUUUGUUAGCUUCUGACUCUAAUUAUCUACUUGCAAGUCAGACAAAUGGAAGUAAAAUUCCACCCUAAAACUGAUUGUUAUUAAUCUUAUUUUUCACUAUUGUGAUUUGUCCUGGAGGUCUCCAUCCUGAAAUCUUUAGGAUGCAACCGGUGUAAAAAACAAUAAAAACAAAAGAAACUGAAGUCAGCAAAUAAGUUGAUUCCAAUA
Molecule: messenger RNA, 1330 nt
Organism: Populus nigra (black poplar)
Lineage: Eukaryota; Viridiplantae; Streptophyta; Magnoliopsida; Malpighiales; Salicaceae
Product: phenylacetaldehyde reductase-like
Exons: 6
Coding region: 165-1139 (324 amino acids)
Molecular function (GO): oxidoreductase activity, acting on the CH-OH group of donors, NAD or NADP as acceptor
Source: RefSeq, a predicted model, not a curated record